Messenger RNA from Cheilinus undulatus (humphead wrasse), 3047 nucleotides. RefSeq names its product acyl-coenzyme A thioesterase 1-like. Lineage: Eukaryota; Metazoa; Chordata; Actinopteri; Labriformes; Labridae. Gene Ontology annotation, biological process: acyl-CoA metabolic process; fatty acid metabolic process. The record is from RefSeq and is a predicted model, not a curated record. Gene Ontology annotation, molecular function: fatty acyl-CoA hydrolase activity. The transcript has 3 exons. The coding region runs from base 1706 to 2938 and encodes 410 amino acids.
AGGCGUACCUAAUAAAGUGAUCAGCUGUGGUUUGUCCCAGCCCUGUCCAUGACGUUCCAAAGGCAACUCUUUCCUCUCUCUUUCCUUCACACAGAGUCCCUGAGAUAAAGCAUGUGACUGUUAAACUGUACGGUAUCCAAUCGCAGCUUUUCUUUUCAAACAGCUUUCUAGAGGGUAAAGGUCAAAGUAUCUGAGUUACAAUCUAGCUUGAGUGUGCCAUGCAAACAGGACGUGAUAUAUCAAAAGGACGGGAGUAAGGGUGUAGAGAAUAUUCCUUCAAUUUAAAGUAAGUAAAUUUAAUUCUGUUGAGCAUUUCUUUAAAGGAAAGAGGAGAAAAUACAUUAUACAUAAUAAAUAAUAAUGCAGAUAUGAAAACAUGACACUUGGAGAGAAAGUUUCUUUGUCAUUUCUGCAUUUAUGUUUGUAAAAUUUUGGAAAGUUUGUUAUUAAAAUGUGACAUCUUUGUGGUUGCACAAACAAUGGUUUUAAUGUGACUGAAACUUUGAAACAGUAGCUCUCAACUGGUUGCCAUUCAUAGGUUGCAUGGGCAACCCAAAACACACAGUCCCAAAGUCCCAAAGUCGAAACUUAAAACCAAAGGUGAUUGAGCGUUUUCCUUCGGGGCUCCUUGACUUUGGAACGUCUGUGCUGAUAUCCUGUGAUCUCUUGUAUCUCAUGACAUCUGGGUUCCUGAUGCCUUAUGUUUUUGUUGGCUUGUUAUCUUGAUUGUUUUUUUUAACUGUUUGGGUUCUGCUGAUGUUGCUUGUUUGUCUUUUGUUGGGUUUUGUUCUUCUGUUUUCUCUGCACAUGUCAAAGCACUUUGUAAACACUUGUAUUUAAAUGUGCUAUAUAAAUAAAUUAUUAUUAUUGUAAUCAUUUAGAGAAGUGGUCAUCAACUACAUUUGUACAAGGGCCAGUGUUUUCCUAAACAGGCACUUUGGGGGCUGAACUUCCAAAUAAACUGAAGAAUUUUUUUAAUGGUCUAGUUAGUAUAUUUUUCAUUAUGUAUUUUGUAUUUUCUUUCAAAUGUAUGCAAUUUUUAGGCUCCAACAGCGAGAUCAGUCCCUAUAUCGCAGCCAGCCACAAGGGGGCGACUGAGAUAUUUUAGCAAAAGAAGGAAAAUUGCACUCCCAAAACACCUCAAUCCAAAAGUUUCCAUAAUAAGGGCCAGUUUUUUUUUUUUUUAUCAAGAAUGAACUGAUAAAUACGUAUAUAACAUGCAUUAUAUUUGCUAAUUAUGGCUUAUAGGUGGAUUUCUGAAAAAUAAAUUCAACACAAAGUCAUUCGUGAUAACGUUGUUUCAAUCUCAGUUGUUUUUGGAGUCGUUUCAAUAUUUAUAGGGAGUUUAUUUUAAAGAAAAAAGAAUGAAAAUAAAUUUAAAAAUUCCCCAACAUUUUUCCUCUAGUGCACAAAUUUUGAAUUUGAUUACGUUCUGGGGCCUGAUGGGAAGGCAUGGGGACCUGAUGAAGCCACUGGGCCGCCAGUUGAUGAUCACUGAUUUAAAGCCUGAUGCUAUGUAGGAGCAGUGCAUCAAAUAACAUUGUCAUCAGCAUAUGAAUUAAAUUUGUGACAGAAACUUUAUUACCAAAAAAAGUGGUUCUAAGACUGAGUUUACUUCAAAAGAGAUCCUAUUUUCUGACUUUAAGAAUCUUGGUAACUGUAAAUUUUUUUUUCAGGUCUAAACAAAAUUAGAACUUUAGAAGAGAUGUCCUCUCAGGUGAGACUGAGUCUGCUGCCGAGCUCCAGGUGUUUGUUUGAUGAGCCUGUCCAGGUGAAGGUGGCUGGGCUGAAGUCCAGAGAGGUGGUCACCAUGAGAGCCAAAACCACCGAUGAGAGGGGGAUGGUCUUCAGCUCAUCAGCGACCUAUAGCGCAGAUGAAAAUGGAGAGAUUGACUUGAGCAAAGACCCCUCACUCAGCGGGAGCUACACUGGAGUCGAGCCAAUGGGUCUGCUGUGGUCUAUGACACCUGAGACUUUGCACAAAAGGUUCAUAAAAACAAAUGCACUAAACCCUCAUGUGGUGAAGUUCUCUGUUCAUGAGGAUGAGGAGGGCAGGAUGUUAGCAGAGGAGACCAAUGAGAGACUGCUGAUUGGAGAUGGAGUCAGCAGGAUCCCUGUGAAAGAGGGGGACAUACGUGGAGUUCUUUUUAUCCCCCCAGGUGAAGGCUCUUUCCCUGCUGUUUUGGAUCUGUACACUUUUGGUGGAGGUCUGUCAGAGAAAAGAGCCGCUCUGCUCGCCAGUCGAGGAUUUGUUGUCCUGACUGUAGCGCUGUAUGGCCAUGACGACAUGCCAAGAAAAAUCACUGAGGUCCAUUUGGAUUAUUUUGAAGAAGCAAUAGCGUUUUUAAAAAAGCAGGAUAAGGUUGGCAGUAAAGGAGUGGGUGUGAUAUCACUUUCAAAAAGUGGAGAUCUUGCACUUUCAGCUGCUUCUUACCUGCCAGGUGUUGAGGCCACGGUGUGGAUCAAUGGCUGCUCUGCCAACACAGCUCUGCCCCUCUACUACAAGAAGAGCCAGAUUCUUCCUGCAUUAAUGUUCGAUGUUACAAAGAUCAUUCACCUGGAGUCAGGAGCUUGUAACACCAAGUAUGCUACUCUUGAUCCCCUCCUAGAGCAGAACAAGGCCACCCUGGUCCCAAUCGAAAAAGCUAAGGGACGCUUUCUCUUUGUGGCUGCAGAGGAUGACCUGAACUGGGACAGUAAGAUGUACAUGGACAUGAUGGUGGAGAGACUGAAGCUUCAUGGGAGGGAUAAUUUUGAGAGUGUGUGUUACGCUGGAGCAGGGCAUUACCUGGAGCCGCCUUACGGGCCAUACUGCCCCUCAAGUUUUCAUGGGCUUGUGGGUAAACCAGUCCUGUGGGGGGGUGAGCCCAAGUCCCACGCAGCAGCUGAGGUCCACCUGUGGAUGAAGAUCCAGAAGUUUUUCAAAGCCAAUCUGUGAUGUGAAGUGACAAAUUCUGAAGCCAAAUUAUAGAUAAAAAUACUGUUAUAGUAGAGAAAAGAGCAGAUUUAAAUCAGUUUCAUUUUAAAACAGAUUCCCAACCUUUUUU